AUGCUCGGCAAGAUCGCCCUUGAAGAAGCCUACGAAAUGACAGGCAUGGAAGCCAAAUCAGAGUACGAAGCCUCCCUCUACAUCAACCCCUCCGACCGCGCCCGCUACAUGCGCCAAAUCAGCGACCUCAACUCGGAGCGCGUCAAGCUCGCCGACGCCCACGGCAUCGGCUACACCAUCGUCUCCCUCACCGUCCCCGGCAUCCAAGGCAUCGCCGACCAAGCCGCCGCCGAACGCCGCGCCACCGAAGUAAACAACUGGGCCCACGGUCAAAUCAAGCACAACCCCUCCAAGCUCGGCGCCUUCGCCUGCCUCUCGAUGCACGACCCCGUCCAAGCAGGCCGCGAACUCCGCCGCUGCGUGACCGACCUCGGCUUCCACGGCGCCCUGCUCUGCGACUUCCAGCACGCCGGCCCCAACGGCGAGACGUACAAAUUUUACGACCAGCCCGAGUACGACGCCUUCUGGGAGGUCGUCUGCGCGCUCGACGUGCCCGUGUACAUCCACCCGGCCGCCCCCGCCGACGUCGUCCUCGAGAAGCUCUACGCGCAGCGAAAGUACCUCAUCGGCCCGCCCCUGUCCUUCGCCAACGGCGUGAAUCUCCACCUCAUGGGACUCAUCUCCAACGGCGUCUUUGACCGCUUCCCGAAGCUGCAGAUUAUCGUCGGCCACCUGGGCGAGCACCUCCCCAUCGACCUGUGGCGCAUCAACCACUGGUUCGAGGACGUGAAGAAGCCAAUCGCCGCGGCGGAGGGCAACGCGGACCGCAUGUGUAAGAGGACCGUGUACGACUACUUUAGGGAGAAUAUCUACGUCACCACGUCGGGCAACUUUUCCACGCGCGCGCUGAAGUAUGUGGUGGACGAGAUUGGGGCCGACCGCGUGCUGUUCUCGGUGGAUUACCCGUACGAGACAAUUGAGAUGUGCUCUGCUUGGUGGGACGGCCAGGCCGAGGAGGUGAAGGAGGCGGUGGGCGGCGUUGAGAAUUAUCGCAAGAUUGGGCGUGAUAAUGCGAAGAAGCUGCUCAAGCUGGGCGAGUUCCAUGACUCUGAGGCGCCUGUGUCUUGA
This is a messenger RNA of Colletotrichum abscissum, 1068 nucleotides long. Its product is annotated as 2,3-dihydroxybenzoic acid decarboxylase. Gene Ontology annotation, molecular function: hydrolase activity; carboxy-lyase activity. NCBI's taxonomy places the organism in Eukaryota, Fungi, Ascomycota, Sordariomycetes, Glomerellales, Glomerellaceae. The coding region runs from base 1 to 1068 and encodes 355 amino acids. The transcript has a single exon. Gene Ontology annotation, biological process: secondary metabolic process. Gene Ontology annotation, cellular component: cytoplasm; cytosol. The record is from RefSeq and is a predicted model, not a curated record.